This is a messenger RNA of Leptopilina heterotoma, 1674 nucleotides long. RefSeq lists its product as uncharacterized. The transcript is spliced from 3 exons. The coding region runs from base 393 to 1256 and encodes 287 amino acids. The record is from RefSeq and is a predicted model, not a curated record. NCBI's taxonomy places the organism in Eukaryota, Metazoa, Arthropoda, Insecta, Hymenoptera, Figitidae.
GAUUUAAGGGGUCACGGGAAGGGAAAAGAAGGUGUCUGAAGUGGGGAUAUCUGCAAACUCCGCGGGACCUGUAACCAUGCGAAAUCCCCUCGUAUUGGCUCUCCUGCUAUAAAAGCAAAGCAAGGUCUUUUAGAUGCAACACACAAGUCAACCGGUCGCAUUUCAUGUCCGUCGACGCAUCCGAACGAGACACGAUAAAACAAUAACAAUAAUAAUAAUCAAAAAAAGGACUCGGAGAGUGAGAGUAAAAAAAAGGACAAACGGAUUUCCGGUGAACCACGCGGGAUUCACGUUUAACCGCGUGUUCUCUUCAAAAUUUUCGUAGAAUAAGAAAAUAAAUUUUUGUUUACUAAAAAAAAGAAUUGAAAAGAGGAGAAAAAAAAUUAUUAAACAUGUUUGAUAGAUUAUCGGUUUUAUUUAUACUGGCGGUGGCUGCGACAUCGGCACUUCCGGCCAGUGAUAAAAAGCCUGCUGAUAAUGAUCUUAUGGCAGCAAUAUAUUCGGAUUGUUUAAAAAAGGAUUCAAUGAGUUGUAUUAAAUAUAAAGUUUUUGCAUUUGUUGAUAAAAUGCUAGCUGAUAAGGAGGACAUCACUCUCAGUGAGGGUAUCACUGUUGUUAAAACCGGAAGCACCGAAGAGGGCGCUCCAAGAUCAAUUGAAAAUACGGAUGUUGACACUCUAUUAUUUGAUCGUUUGGGAAGAUUUCUGAGGACACAUUCGGUAAAAGUUGAUCUCAAAGGUAGCGAUAUUUUGGGUGCCAUUGAGUCAGCAGGACGAAGCCUCGAGGACAUCACUGACGAUGCCAAUGAGGAAGGUCGAGGCAAAAAGAAGAAGGCGCAAAAAAUAUUGGGUCCAAUAAUGAUGGCAGUGGCAAUGAAGGCGGCGGCACUAUUACCCCUGGCAUUGGGUGCAAUUGCCCUUAUUGCCGGCAAAGCACUGCUAAUUGGUAAAAUUGCCCUAGUCAUCUCGUCGAUAAUUGGAUUGAAAAAAUUAUUGGCCUCCAAGGAGAAGCAUGUGACGUAUGAAGUGGUGGCGCAUCCACAUCACGGAGGUAGCAGUCACUUGAGUCACGACGACGGCGGUCACGGAGGAUUCUCGAGUGGAGGUGGCGGUGGUGGUGGUGGUGGUGAUUUUGGUGGCUAUGGAAGUGGUGGUGCAAGCAGUGGUCAUGGAUGGGCAAGAAGUCUGCCCCAAGAUGCCCACAAUCUCGCCUACAGUGCUCAUCAACCGGAGAUCAAGGCCGAAACCACGAAAUAGAAAGUUUUUUUUAAUCAUCUUCGUUUCAUCUCUUCUCUUUUGAUCUCUUUCCCUCGUGACCUUGUUCCUCCGGGUCCUGCUAUAUACCAUUCCACCUGUUCCUCUUCAACUUUCUACGAUCUUCAGCGGUACUUUCUAUUCCUAUCGUCCUCUCCUCAAUUUCUCAUGCGCUGACCUUUUUCUUCAAUAAUGUUUCUCCUUUCCUUAUUUGCGACUCCUGCGACUCCUACCAUGUUUAGUGAUUUUUUCCUCGCAAUUACCUUUUUCCCGUUUGACUAUUAUACUUCCUUGUAAUCUUUUGUAAUUUAUUAGUUUCUUUCCUUUUUCAUUCAUUCCCUUUUGCGUUUUUUCUUUUUGUUUUCAUUCUGUUUUUGUUAUUAUCUUUUGUUAUCUUUUGUUUCUUUGUUUGUUCCUUUGU